CGGUGGACGAGUGGACAAAUGAUCCGACUCAAUGGCCUGAGGUGUCAUAUCCUGACAUCUAUAACUACCUCAUUGAAUCUCCAGGUAGUUUGUAUAGGACGUCAUCAAGACACAUUAUUUAUCCGUUUUAAUAGUCUGUCCAAUUUGCGUUACUGUUUAAACUAUAAAUAUGUGUUAUACAAUAACGUGUUAAAUAGGGGGUUUACCAAGCUAAUUAAUGAUAGCAUCUAGUUAUAGGUAGGGUUGAUAAUUGACGAUUUUAUGUUAUAGCCUAUCUUUAUAAUCUCAGUAAAUAUACCACAACACAGUAGCCUACGACAAUAUUUUUAACAUACACAGUUCAUCACAAUAGCAAAAUUCAGUCUUUAUUAAUUAACUUUCUGGAUUGCCCAUGGUUGUACUACUAAUGUUUUUUUAAAUGUUUUUAGAUGUGACAGAGCAGGUUUAGAGAUUUGUGUCUGCUAACUUGUCCUCUAGGGAUUUACACAGCAAGUUCAAUGAAGAACUUCAGGUCUCUGGAAGCACAUACCUUUUUUACCAGUGGCUGGGUGGAUGUGGUUCUUCACCACAAACCCUGUGCUGACACAACAGUCUUCAAGACCCAUGUAAAGCCAUCAUGGAGAGUUACAGAUACUGUAAACUCCACAACACCUGGGUUGCUGUUAACAAGACUGGAGAGGUCACAGCUGCUCACUGUGAUUGCAUGGCAGGACUAGGAGAAAGCUGUUCCCAUGUCGGAGCCCUGCUUUUUAAGUUGGAGGCAUCAGUUCGCCUUGGAUAUACAAGUGUGGCACCAACCAGCAUCGCCUGUGCCUGGAAUAAAGUCUGCACGAAAAAAGUUGAGGCAGACAUGGUCAUCAAUAUAGACUUCUAUGGAGACAAAGCCAAAAAAAGGGACACAGGAACAAACUGCAGGGUCAUUCCAAUGGCGAAUGAAGAAAAUAAACAACAGUUCUUGGAAAUGCUGUCUGCCUCAGGAGAACUGCCUGUUGGUCUGAGCACUUUCAAGGCUUUUGCAGACCCUUUCAAACCAAAGCCUUGGUACCAACAUCUGUCAGAUUGUUCAGAUGAUCAGGUACAGGCAAUAGAGGAAGAGACAAAAGACCAGGCAGAAUGUUCAUCUUGGCACCAGCAGAGGGUUGGGAGGGUGACAGGUACAUCAGCACACAGAGUUAUCCACACAUCUCUUGAGAAACCAUCAAAAUCACUGCUGAGGGAUAUUGUGCAGAAAGAAUCACGCAAAAAUCCGCUGAAAACACCAGGCAUCAUUUGGGGUAGGGAACACGAAAAAGAUGCAAUUGAGACAUACAAGUAUGCACUGGGCCUUACAACUGCAUAUACAGCACCCACUUUAAUUAACAUCUCCAGUGACAUAUAUAAACCCCACACAAGCAUCAGUAUUCAACGGGCAGGCUUCCGAGUUAGCAGAGAGAAGCCCUACAUUGGUGUAAGCUGUGAUGCUUAUGUACACUGCGUUUGCUGUGGAAAGGGGGUGGUUGAGGUAAAGUGCCCCUUGAAGUGGAAUAGUGAUUUGCCAGCAGACAAGAGAGGACAUCUGGACACUUUGUUGUCGCUGAGGACCAACCACAGCUACUACACCCAGGUGUAGAUGCAGAUGUUUGUGUGCAAAACAACC
Molecule: messenger RNA, 1636 nt
Organism: Gymnodraco acuticeps
Lineage: Eukaryota; Metazoa; Chordata; Actinopteri; Perciformes; Bathydraconidae
Exons: 3
Coding region: 617-1609 (330 amino acids)
Molecular function (GO): zinc ion binding
Source: RefSeq, a predicted model, not a curated record